GCCCACUUUGGUGUUCCCAUCGUCCUGGUUCAGGUAUUGUUGUUAAUCAAUGUUUGCUCAAACAUCUAGCAUACAAAAGACAGCACUGAAACAGUCCACAGUUCUAUCGCCUACAUUUGUGUAAGCCAUCCAAGUGUGGAAAUCAGCUGUGCAGACAUGAGUAUGGUCUGUCUCUCAGAUUUUGAGGAGUAUGCCAAACAGCAUCUCUCUAAAUCUACAUGGGACUAUUAUGCGGCUGGAGCUGAUGAGUGUCACACUAGAGAUGACAAUCUGCUGGCUUACAAACGGAUCCGCUUGAGGCCACGGAUUUUACGGGACGUGUCGUUCAGUGACACGAGGACCACGGUGAUGGGAAGGGAGAUAAACUUCCCUGUGGGAAUUGCACCCACGGCUUUUCACUGCCUUGCGUGGUAUGAGGGAGAAAUAGCCACUGCCAGAGCCACUGAAGCGGUGAACACCUGCUACAUAACAAGCACAUACUCCACAUGCUCGGUGGAGGAGAUCUGUGCCGCGGCACCCAACGGGUACCGCUGGUUUCAGCUGUACUUAUACAGAGACCGUAAGCUGUCGGAGCAGAUUGUGCGCAGAGUGGAAGGGCUUGGUUACAAGGCCUUGGUGCUCACAGUGGAUGUGCCCUAUACUGGUAAACGCCGCAAUGACAUCCGCAACCAUUUUAAACUCCCACCUCAUUUGAAGGUCAAAAACUUUGAUGGGAUGUUCCAGAUGAACGAAGGCUGCCACGAGGAAUACGGGACUCCGGCCAACACAUUAGACCCGUCCAUCAGCUGGGAGGAUGUGACCUGGCUCCAGUCUCUAACAAAGCUCCCUAUAAUAAUCAAGGGCAUCCUUACAAGAGAAGAUGCAGAGCUGGCUGUGAGACAUGGGGUCCACGGCAUAAUCGUGUCGAAUCAUGGAGGCCGACAACUUGAUGGAGGGCCUGCAACGAUAGAUUGUUUGCCUGAGAUAGUGGAGGCAGUGCAGGGCCGUGUCGAGGUCUACAUGGACGGGGGUAUCCGCACGGGCAGCGAUGUGCUGAAGGCUGUGGCCUUGGGAGCAAGAUGUGUGUUUAUUGGCAGACCAGCAAUCUGGGGCCUUGCUUACAAGGGGGAAGAAGGAGUGAAAGAGGUCUUGCAGAUGUUACAUGAUGAGUUUCGUUUAUCCAUGGCAUUAUCAGGUUGCAGAAAUGUUGCUGAGAUCAACAGGAGCCUCAUUCAGUUCUCCAGACUUUGAAUAGGAACAAAAACUGUAGUUCAGGCUGCAAAACACUAAAAUCUAACAUGUCAUAAUGUAUUCUUAAAGAGAUACGGUAAAUAAACCACUGUAGCUUUAAAGUAAGUCACAAUUUGCAAAUGUUCACAGUGUAUUGGCGGUACUGUAUCACUUACUACCGUGUUUUUUAAAUCAGCAAGCACUUUGCAAAUUAAACUGAUCAUCUGAACAAUCUCAAAAAUAAAUCUCUAAAUGUUUUGAAUUGCAUUUUUGCUUAUGUGAAUACUGUUAUAGCCUGUUAUUAGAUGGCUCGUUGCGUUGAAAUGCUUGAUUCUGAUUGGCCAGUCGUGACAUUUGCAGGUUUGUUAUUCCCAGAUGUAAUAACACACGGUAACUCAGUUGCUGCAAAUCAUUUUGACAGGUACAGUCUAAUAUUACACAAAAAUUUUAUAUAAAAAUGUAUUUUAAUAACAUGUAUGACACUAUAUUUACAAAUGAUUAAACCAAAUAGUGUGUUUGUGACAUUUGAAACUUUUUAAAACCGAAUAAACUGGUUUUCCUUGCAGAGGUCUGCAUUUGUUAAAAAUUAGCUAAUAAAAUAUUUCAAAUAAAUAUUUAAUGAUCCUUACCUUACUUAUGAGGUAAAUAGCCAUGUAAUAAGCAGGAUAAUGUACAGGUAGCCGGUUGUUAUCAUGAAUACAAGACCUGAUCACUCUGUCAGGGCUUAUUUCUGCGAUAACAACCAUUUGUCUAUACAUUAUCCCUUACAUAAAUAAGCUUAUCAUAAGCAAGGUACAGUACAGGUCUGAUAAAGCACUAGUUUCAACUCCAAAUCGCCUAUACAUUUAUAUAGGACAGACUAAUAGAUCUGUCAAAACAGGUAAUAAAACUGAAAGUUUCUUAUCGGGGUGGUUUUGAUGGUUUCUUGUGUAUGUGGCCACAUGUGCAUAGAGAGGUUUCAUUUAAAGCAAUUAAAAUUUCAUAUUUUGUGAUUAUUA
Molecule: messenger RNA, 2207 nt
Organism: Paramisgurnus dabryanus
Lineage: Eukaryota; Metazoa; Chordata; Actinopteri; Cypriniformes; Cobitidae
Gene: hao2
Product: hydroxyacid oxidase 2 (long chain)
Biological process (GO): fatty acid alpha-oxidation
Cellular component (GO): peroxisomal matrix
Molecular function (GO): (S)-2-hydroxy-acid oxidase activity; FMN binding
Source: RefSeq, a predicted model, not a curated record